AUGCCUGCUCUUCGCUCGUGGUUCAACAUUCCUCGCGGCUCGCACUUCUCGCUUGCCAACAUCCCCUUCGGUAUCAUCUCAACCGCGACUUCUGAAUCACCGCGUGUUGCAGUUGCCAUUGGAGACCAUGCAUUAGAUCUCGAGGCGUUCGCUGCCCACAAUGGCUUCUCGGCCCUCUCUACGAUCCAGCCGUAUCAAGCUGUAUUCUCCGAACCCUCGUUGAACGCAUUCGCUGCCCUUGGCCGGCCAAUUCACUCCGUCGUGCGGAAGUACAUCCAGAGCGUAUUCGCCGAGGACACACCAUAUCCCGACGUGCUGAAGAACAAUUCAGCGCUGCAAAAGGACGCAUUGUUUGCUUUGAAAGAUGUUCAAAACCAUUUGCCGUUCAAGAUUGGUGACUACACAGACUUCUUCGUGGGCAUGAACCACGCCUACAAUUGCGGCGUCAUGUUUCGUGGGGCGGCGAACGCCUUGAACCCCAACUACAAGCACCUCCCUGUGGGCUACCACGGUCGAGCCUCUUCAAUUGUUCCCUCGGGCACCCCGAUUCGUCGACCGCACGGCCAGUUCCUGCCAAACCCAGCGGCAGAGGAGAAGGUACCCGUCUACACGCAGAUAAAGAAGCUUGACUACGAGCUAGAGCUGGGCGCGUUCGUCUGCAAACCGAACAAGAUGGGAGAACCUGUGCCGAUUGGCGAAGCUGAAGACCACUUGUUUGGUCUGGUCAUGUUGAACGACUGGUCGGCAAGAGACGUGCAGUCCUGGGAGUACAUUCCUUUGGGCCCUUUCAACGCAAAGAACUUCGGUAGCAGCAUUAGCCCCUGGGUUGUGCUGAUAGAUGCCCUUGAGCCUUUCAAGGCGAAGGGCAUCCCGAAUGACAAGGAGGUACUGCCUUACCUUAAAGAGAAAGAUGACAAGACCGUCUACGACAUUCAAUUGAAGGUCGAUCUGAAGACAAAAUCCGGCAGUACAGGCACCGUUGCUAACUCGAACGGCAAGCAUCUGCUCUGGUCCUUUCCCCAGUGUCUAGCCCACCAUACAUCCACUGGGUGUAACCUACAACCCGGUGACCUGCUCGGCUCAGGAACGAUAAGCGGCACGUCCGCAGGAGAAUAUGGCUGCCUGCUUGAGCAAACUGAAGGUGGCAAGAACUCUAUCAAGGUGGGCGACGAAGAGCGCACAUUCUUGCAGGAUGGUGAUGAGGUUACUUUCACAGGUGUCUGCGGUACUGAUGAAGAGGCUCUGGUUGGUUUCGGUCAAGUCACUGGCAGAAUAGAGCCAGCGCUAAACCUUGGCUACUAG
Molecule: messenger RNA, 1302 nt
Organism: Didymosphaeria variabile
Lineage: Eukaryota; Fungi; Ascomycota; Dothideomycetes; Pleosporales; Didymosphaeriaceae
Exons: 2
Coding region: 1-1302 (433 amino acids)
Biological process (GO): L-phenylalanine catabolic process; homogentisate catabolic process; L-tyrosine catabolic process
Molecular function (GO): fumarylacetoacetase activity
Source: RefSeq, a predicted model, not a curated record